Molecule: messenger RNA, 1905 nt
Organism: Phytophthora sojae
Lineage: Eukaryota; Oomycota; Peronosporomycetes; Peronosporales; Peronosporaceae
Exons: 3
Coding region: 1-1905 (634 amino acids)
Source: RefSeq, a predicted model, not a curated record
AUGAAUCACUACGACACCGUAAAAAUAUGCGACGUGCGCAAAGUUGAAGUUGACCGCGUCAUUCAUUCUCCAAUCGGACUCCGAGCUGAAAGAACGCCGCCAAUGGACGACGCGAGCCUCCCGCACAGCUUCAGCGACAGCGAGACUGACUCCAGCCAUCGCGACAGUGGCUACCAAGCAGAAGACUUGUGGCCGUUCUACUCUAUCGGCCGACCAGACGACGUGCUCGUGUCACGCGACAAAACUUGCCAGGAGAUCAGCGAUCUGCUCGGUAGAGCACACGACCUCGGCCACUCUUCCUUCGGAGAAGCGGCCUCCACACUCCCGGACGUGCCGGGUCUCGCUCUGGAAGGUCUUUCACUUGAGAGCUGUCAGGAAGGUCGACACUUUGUUCGGAUGCAACUUGCUGAGGCGUUGAAAAAGAUCAAAGGAGGGCCUGAUGACGCUGAACUGAGUGGUGGGAUGCGUAUUGGGGAAGAUGACAAGACUGAUGAACAAGAGAGUGUGAUACUCGCAAUGAUGCUCUCCAAGGAGUGCACACAGGAGAACAUUGCUGCUGCAGGAAUAAACUCACUUUCGGGAGUGGACUGUGACCGAUUGCGGAUGCUGAAAGACGCGAACGCACUUCUUCCGCCGGGCAAACAGCUAGUGUUCUAUCUGGCUCGUGUAUGGUACGAGUUGGGGUCAUCGAUCAAAGGAUUGGAGGGCGAGGCGUGGUAUUCUGCUAGUGGUGAGAAAAUUAACAGUGCUGGACCUGGCGUCUCGUGGACGAGGAGAUUCAGCUUCUUGAAUCCUGGCAGUGAGACGCUGAGUCAGCUCUGGGAGAGUGGCAACAGGAAAACCAGCAGUUUGCACGAGCGGUUUGCUCUUGUUGCCUGGCCUGCUUCGGCUGACAUUGGGAACACAGUGACGCUAUUCGGAGAUUUGGCUUCUGUUCCCCUUGGUGCGGUUAUUGCCGAGUUGGGAGAUGUGCAGUUUGUUGACGCAUUCUGCCGAAAGUACGUCGUUCACCUGAAGGAGAAGGAGAAGAGUUUAUUCAUCCAAUGGCUCCCCACGCUCGUGCAACGAUUCGGCUGGGAAAGAGUCCGAUCUUCGCUACUGGCUGCUCUCGACGUAAGAGCACAGGAGACUCGAUUGAGCCAAGCACUGGAGCUGGCGGAUACCCUGAGUGACAACGCUUCUGCGCGUAGAGAUCUCACCUCGUUUGCAGUUGGGAAGGCCAGAUCAUGGUGCUUGACCCGUCCGGAGGUCUUCGUGUCUUCGACUAAGAUCGUCAAGCUUUUGAGCCAUGCGAUGGCGUGUGCAAGCCCGCCAGUAUUCUCGAUUUUGCUGGCUCUACUCCAAAACCUGGAUGGCAAGCUACUUCGUCCAGUGGUUGAUGCGUUUCUAGCAUGCAUGGAUGACUCGAGCUUACCGGAGCAUCGUGCUGCCCUGGCUUCUGUCGCGACUAAACGCCGUCAGUGGCUUGCUAAUGAGAUCGAAGACUCGAAGAAGCCUUUCGCGUGGAGCAUCCUGACCAAGGAUUUCCCCAAUGCAGCUGCAAUCGAGGAGUUUCUUCUUCAAGACACAAAUUCCGUUUACGAGAUUCGUGGCUUUUCUGGAAUCGCUGAAGCUCGAACUCAAGCUGACCUGCUUCACCAGAAAAUACAGGGAUCACUCCAAUUCGUCGCCUGUGGACGGGGACGAGAUGCGUAUGUGCAAAUAGUCAAAGCUGGCGGAGACUAUGAUACUCGCCGCAAUGAAGUUCCCAUCUACGAGGCCGAAAUGGAAGGUAUUGACAAGCUCGUGCGAGAUUUGCUGCCCCAAGAUGAAAACGUGGACACUGCCAACACCAUCCCCACCACUCGCACGAUAGGGCUGAAGAGGACGCGAGAAGAUGAGUCGGACGACUUGGUUUUCGAGUGA